Molecule: messenger RNA, 1145 nt
Organism: Cyprinodon variegatus (sheepshead minnow)
Lineage: Eukaryota; Metazoa; Chordata; Actinopteri; Cyprinodontiformes; Cyprinodontidae
Gene: rbp5
Product: retinol-binding protein 1-like
Exons: 4
Coding region: 301-717 (138 amino acids)
Biological process (GO): fatty acid transport
Cellular component (GO): nucleus; cytosol
Molecular function (GO): fatty acid binding
Source: RefSeq, a predicted model, not a curated record
CCUGCAUUCAGAUAACUCCCUGUGUUAUUUAAUGCAGACAGCAGCUCGCCUCAGGUGUGAGAGAGAUUAGUGUUGCUGCAAUACAUCAACUUUGGAUCAUCUGAGAGCAUAACUGCGCCUUUAAAGCCCGUUCAGCUGGAGGAAAAGUUUCAGAUUUACUUUUAAAUCCACCCAAAGGCGUUUCUCUGCAUAAAAAAAGGGUUACGCAACAGAAGCUGAUAUCUAAACAGUGAGGCUCGAUUUGGGGAAGAACCGAAACAAAAAAAGGCAUAUUUAAGUUUUAGAAGGAGCAUCAGAAAGAUGUCGAAACCUGAUUACUCCGGGACUUAUCAUUUGGUGGAAAUGGAGAAUAUGGACGCAUAUCUUGCAGCUUUGGAUAUCAAUAUCGCCCUGAGGAAAAUUGUGUGUCUGCUGAAGCCCACUAAGGAGAUCACCCAUGACCCAGCAACAGGAGCCAUGAAGAUUCGCACCCUCACCACUUUUAAGAACUUCAACAUGGACUUCACCAUCGGGAAAGAAUUCACAGAGGACCUGGGACCUGUGGAUGGCCGUACCUGCCAGACUACAGUGAGCUGGGAAGGAGACAAACUUGUUUGCGUACAGAGAGGGGAGAAAGAAGGUCGAGGUUGGACCCACUGGCUGGAAGGCAACAAGCUCCAUUUGGAAAUGAGAGUUCAAGGCAUCGUUGCUAAGCAAGUCUUCAAGAAGGUGGAAUGAAUUUGCUGCUGACGAGCUGCAGCACACAGCUCUCCUUUAAAGUAGUCGAACUGAAUCAUGUUUAUAGCAUUUUUAUUCCAAUCAUAAACCUGUUCAAAGAUCAUAAUAACACUAGAAGACAUCUGUUCAUUGUGGCAGGAAUUAUUCAAACACUAACAGCAAAGAUGACUGCAAACAUUCCCAGGUCGUUUCUGCUUAUUGCACAAUGUUUUAAGCAAACCUUACAUGGGUCACAGUUUGCUUCUACAUUAUAAGAUCAUUAACAGAUGAAAUGACUUUGUGUGAAACUAUUACUGCAUUUUUUUGUAUUCUUUUACAAGUUAUAAAUGCUAAAACUCUAUGGUUGAAAUUUGGUGAAAUCAGUUUGCAUGAUACAGUGAUGUCUGUGAACGAACAAAAAAUAAACAAUAAAAGUUCAACUAGAAAUC